This is a messenger RNA of Fusarium keratoplasticum, 1383 nucleotides long. RefSeq names its product Oxidoreductase. The coding region runs from base 1 to 1383 and encodes 460 amino acids. The record is from RefSeq and is a predicted model, not a curated record. NCBI's taxonomy places the organism in Eukaryota, Fungi, Ascomycota, Sordariomycetes, Hypocreales, Nectriaceae. Gene Ontology annotation, molecular function: FAD binding. The transcript has 6 exons.
AUGGCCGGGGUCCGAGUCCUCAUUAUUGGAGGUGGUCUCUCUGGCAGCCUCCUCGCCAACGGCCUCCUCAAUAAUGGUAUCGACUUUGCCCUGUACGAGAGGGACUCGGAGGACACCAAGAGGGAAGGAUAUCAGAUUCGCCUCGGUGAAUGGGCCAUGGUCGGCUUCAAGGCUUGCCUGACCCAGGACCGACUCACCAAGAUCGUCAACAAGCUAGGCCAGAACAUGGGCGUCAGCCAGGCCGCCCCCAGCGUCCACAACUCGCGGUUCGAGGAGAUUCUUGACUUUUCCACUGUCCCGUCCUACGCGAAGACCUCCGCCAUCAACCGCGUCGUGCUCCGUAACCUCCUGCUGGAGCCUGUCAAGGAGAAAAAUGCCGUCCUCUUUGACAAGUAUCUCGAGUCAUACGAGAUUGUGACCGAGAACGGCAGGGAGAGGGUCAAGGCCAAUUUUGCCGAUGGCACUUCCGACGUGGGCGACAUCUUGGUCGGCGCGGAUGGGAACAGAUCCAGGAUCAACGCGCAGCUCGGUUUGAACAACAUUGUUCUCCUCGACAAAUUCUGGGGCUUUCUGUCUAAAGGAAAGCUCCCGUACGACCUGAUGAAGACUCUUCCCCAGAAGCUCCGUCGCGGACCCAUCGUCACAUUCGCCAAGGGUGGCACCCUCUUUUAUGCUUUCUACCUCCCUCCCAAGUUCGACGCCAACGGCAUACAGACCGACGCGAGUCAGCCCAUCACCUAUAACGAGGAUGCGGCAUCCUUUUAUUGGGGCCUUAACAUUCCCACGGAUGCCAUUCCCGACCCGAGCAACGUCCCGGACAAGCUGCAGCUUUGCCUCGAUUACAUCAAGGACUGGGCUCCAGAAUACCACGCGCUAUUGGGCGCAACUCGGCAAGACAAGGACGCUGCCGAUAUCAUGGUCACCCAGCUACGAGCGGCUCACCGCCCGGCAGCGCGCUGGAGGGAGAAAAGCGCCAAAUCUGGUGACAUCAAACAGGGACAUCCCCGUGUCUGGCUUAUCGGUGACGCCAUCCACGCCAUGCAGCCAAACCGGUGCCACCACUUCCACAGAGGUGCGGGAGGAAACACGGCCCUCGCCGACACAGCGGAUCUUCUACCGCAGCUGUUGCACUUGAACGCCUUGGCCAAGUCGCGCCCGGACAACUCGGUAACCACAGCCGAGGCCAAAACGGCCGUCGACGCCUAUGAGAGCGCGAUGCUUCCGCGCGCCUUUCGAUGGGUCGCCAAGAGCGGAGGCGUAAACAUCCCCACCUUUCACUUAGACGGUUGGUUCGGUAGCUUAGUCAAGAUCGGCGGGAAACUUGUCAUCCCGUUCCUACGACUUUACGCCAGCCUUUUCAACAGUAAGCCGAAGCAGGACUAA